AUGUCCCAAUCUCUUCCUCCGCCUUUCACUCCGGAUAGUGAAUUUGCUGCUCUCGAGACGCCCCGCGCUCCGGCUGGGAGUCUUUCAAUCACCGCUUUAGCCCGCUUUGAGUUUGAGGCCGGAAAAGCCAACGAUGGAACUAAGAUUCUUAUGAUUGAAUGGGAGGAUGAUGAUCUCGCCCGGUGUGCUUCAUCUGUCACCACUACCUCAUCCCCAGCGGCAGUUGAAACCAAGCCCGAUGCAGAGACAGCAACAGACACGACGAAUACAACGACAGAAACGACAGAGAAUGACCAAUUAAAGAAACGAACAGGCGGACUAUGGCACGUCUCCUGGGAAAACAAAACGGCUGUGCUGCCCGCCUCCGAGCAGACGAAUGAUCACACCCGUCGCGUCUACUUCCUUCUCCCGCCCAACGUGACCAUCCCGCCUGUCGUUACUCUAGCCUACGAGCCUGCCCCCGCGGGGCAGCAACCUAGCGACUAUGGCACCGCAGCGUCAGAGACGCUGCAGCUCAAUCCGCUGCCGGCGAUAUUUCCCCCGGAACUGGGUGCGGACGGCCGUUCUGCCGGCAAGAAGGGUGUGUUGCACACGAUAUGGGCAAAGAAAAGACUGCAGGUGCUUGAACGCGAGAUUCGCGAGGAGUGUGAAAACAACGUCGAGGGCAUUGCGCUGCAGAUGGCACUGCAGGAGAAGGAGUGGAUCGAGAUGAACUUUGGAGUCGGGGGUGCGCAGGCGGCGGCGGAGGCCGUGCGCAAUCGGGUGAACUCUCAUGAUGCGUCGUAUCCAAUGGGACCGACGACGCCGGUCUCGCCAACUACUGGAGGGCGGUUGGGCGAGAAGCUGAAGGGACUGAGAUUGCAGACGGGGGCUGGGGGCAGGGGAAAGGAGUUUACAUCUUCGCCAUUGAGUUCUGAAGGAAUGCCCCCAUCUUCAUCGGCUCAUCUUCUGUCGCCGCUCUCCCCCGACAUCGCGGUCUCCUCGUUCAACUCGUUCCACGGCAUCCAGCGACCUGAACCGACGCCGGCAGCUGCUCCGGCAACUGUCCCAGCCUCUGUGCCCGCUCUCUCAGACCCGGUGAAAACAGUCGCACAUUACCCGCCCGAGUCCUUACAGGCGCAACAAAGUACGCGGGAUGGUAGUAGUGGGUUUGCGCCCAUGGGCACUAUCACACACACGUCGGGCGUCGAUUCUGGUGAGGAGCUCUUCGCCAAGGCGUUGAGUCCGCGCACGCCGGAUCUUCCCCGGAGUCCGUUCUCUUUUGCGCCGGAGACGCUGUUGCAGCAGAGAAUGUGA
Messenger RNA from Aspergillus melleus, 1296 nucleotides. RefSeq lists its product as uncharacterized. The record is from RefSeq and is a predicted model, not a curated record. Bases 1 to 1296 code for a protein of 431 amino acids. NCBI's taxonomy places the organism in Eukaryota, Fungi, Ascomycota, Eurotiomycetes, Eurotiales, Aspergillaceae. The transcript is spliced from 2 exons.